GCAAGCUGCUCCCGUUGUCUUGCGUACAGAACCAGAAACAAGCUUGGUUCAUUCUCACUUUGAGCUCCCUAACAGCUCUGUUAGAGGUGAAUUUCUGUGUGUCAUAUAAACCAAGAAGUAACCUGCAAUGUCUCUGAGAGGUGAUGUUUGUGUUGUGACCGGAGCUGGUGGGUUUCUGGGGAAGAGGCUGGUGAGGCUGCUGCUGGAAGAAGAGAAACUUUCUGAGCUCCGACUGCUGGACAAGGAAAUCAAACCACAACUUUUACAGACCCUGGAAGACUGUCGAGGAGACACAAAGUUGAGUGUUUUCGAGGGUGACAUCAGAGACGGUGAUUUCCUGAAGAGAAGCUGCCGAGGUGCUACGAUGGUUUUCCACACCGCCUCCAUCAUCGAUGUGACAGACUCUGUGGAGUACAGUGAGAUGUUCAGUGUCAAUGUCAGAGGGACUUGUCUGCUCCUGGAGGCUUGUAUUCAAGAGAAUGUGUUGUUCUUCAUCUACACUAGCAGCAUCGAGGUGACGGGGCCAAACUCGAAGGGUGAACCCAUAAUGAACGGCACGGAGAAUACCAUUUACGAGUGCACGCUGAAGUUUGCCUACAGUAAGACCAAAAAAGAGGCAGAGGAGAGAACCCUGCAGGCCCACGACGAGGUGCUCCCAAACGGACACCGAAUGUCCACUCUCGCCCUCAGACCGAUGUACAUCUAUGGAGAGGGCUGCCGCUUCCUGCUGGGCCACAUGAAUGAUGGGAUACAGAACAAUAACAUCCUGUAUCGUAUGUCUUGCCCUGAUGCUUUAGUGAAUCCUGUCUAUGUGGGGAACGUGGCAGUGGGUCAUCUCCAAGCCGCUCGCAGCCUCAGAGAUCCUCAAAAAAGAGAUAUUGUUGGAGGAAAGUUUUACUACAUUUCAGAUGACACACCACACAUUUCUUACUCAGACUUUAACCACGCCGUGAUGGCUCCUCUAGGCUUCAGCAUUCAGGAGAAAAUCAUGGUGCCGCUCCGCCUCUUCUACUUCCUCUGCUUCUUAAUGGAGAUAGUGUGCAUGAUCCUUCAGCCUUUUGUGCAAGUUGUCCCACCGCUGAGCCGACAGCUCCUCACUAUGCUGAACACCUCAUUCAACUUCUCCUAUCAGAAGGCUCAGAGGGACCUGGGAUACAGCCCCCGGUUCACCUGGCAGGAAGCUCGCAAACGAACCAUUGAAUGGCUCGCUUCACAGCUGCCACAGGAGAGGGAGAAAAUCAGAGCAAAUAAUCAGAAAAAGACCUUCAUACCAUUUUAAAACUGCAGUAUUAAAGUAUUAAGUGAUAAUGGGA
Molecule: messenger RNA, 1313 nt
Organism: Cheilinus undulatus (humphead wrasse)
Lineage: Eukaryota; Metazoa; Chordata; Actinopteri; Labriformes; Labridae
Gene: hsd3b1
Product: hydroxy-delta-5-steroid dehydrogenase, 3 beta- and steroid delta-isomerase 1
Exons: 3
Coding region: 128-1279 (383 amino acids)
Biological process (GO): steroid biosynthetic process
Molecular function (GO): 3-beta-hydroxy-Delta5-steroid dehydrogenase (NAD+) activity
Source: RefSeq, a predicted model, not a curated record